AUGUCGAACUUCGUUGCUGAGAUUAGACCCAAGCCAUUUCACUCUACAAGCCAGAACCCCUCCUAUGGAAAGGAUGAUUUUGUCGCAGAGAUUCGGUCCAAGUCAUCCCGUCAGAACACUGCCCUACCGAUACACGACAUGGGCCUGUCUUGUGAGGCUAGCGACUCGGAUAUUCAACAGAUACUUUCAGAAAAGAAAUUCUCUAGAGAGGGUCUGGUUCAUCUUUUAGAGAGGUCACUGGUGACUUUAGUAGAGAAACUGCUAACUGGUAGGAGCAUAUGCAACAUUGAAGGGGCACUGCGUGUCUCCUUCUGUGGCAAUGAAUGUCCACUUAUUGUAAACUUGCAAAAGCGUUUUCCAGACAUUUCAAACUCACAUCAAACAGAGCAAAUAAUUCUAGAGAAACAACAGCCAGGAAAUCUACUUCAGGAGAAACGACAGACAGAAAGUCUAUUUCUAGAAAAAGAGCAGUCAGAAAAUAUAUUUCUGGAGAAACGUCAGACAGACAAUCGAGUUCAGGAGAAGCAUCAGCCAGCACAUAUGCUCCUGGAGAACUGUCUGAAUGUGAAGGUUAAAGCAAGAGAUACUGCGCAAGCCUUACCUAUGCUUUGCAACAGCCCUGGAAUUUCAUCUUCUCCAGGUUGUGGCUUUGAAAGAGACACAUGCCACAGCCCAGUAGAAAUUGAUUGUGGUGUGACAGCAAUACCUAAGUCAGAUGGGAUUACCAGGUACCUAUCAUCUUGCGUUCCUGACAAUAACCAAACAACUCAGGUAAAUGGCGGUCUGUCGUUUACAACUCUGGAUACUAAUUUAAUCCAUGUUACUCGCGUGGCUUCUUCUGCUUCAUCACCUAAUCCAGAUGGCGAAGACAAUGAAAUACAGCUUAAGUACACAGAGGAUGAUUGUCCAAUAAACAGGGAGAGCGAC
Messenger RNA from Candidula unifasciata, 927 nucleotides. The record is from the annotation of a GenBank genome assembly. NCBI's taxonomy places the organism in Eukaryota, Metazoa, Mollusca, Gastropoda, Stylommatophora, Geomitridae.